AUGAAGGCCACUUUCUUAGCCUUUGCAGCGGUUGCUGCUGCGCAACAGGCCCUUGUUGGGUCGGAUGCAGUGAUUGAGGGCCACGAAGCGAAGAACGCGGGAGUCACCGAGUGGCUGGGGAUCCCCUACGCCCAGCCCCCGUUGGCCAAUUGCGAUUCGCGCCGCCCCGGCUCAACACCCCCAACGGUGUUCAGAUCGCCUCGGAAUAUGUACGACAUCACAUACCCCUGCAACAACUGCAUGUACUCGGUGUCGAAGUUGGUCGACUAUCCCGACAAGACUGCACAGUUUGACAGCAUCUUUGAGGCUUUCGGUGCUAUUAACAAUGACACUCAGAGUGAAGAUUGUUUGACUCUGAAUGUGUGGUCCAAAAAAUCAACUCAGCUCAAGCCCGUCUAUGUUCAUUUCCACGGUGGUAGAUGGACAAACGGUGCCACCAACACCCCCUUCUACUAUGGAGGCGAUUUCGCUGACGCAGAGGAUGUAAUCGUUGUGACGGCCAACUACCGUAUGAACAUCUUUGGAUUCCCUGGCCUCCCUAAUAACCCUCCUAACCUUGGUCUCAUGGACCAACGUCUGGCCGUUGAGUGGGUCAAGGCAAACAUUAAGGGCUUCGGAGGUGACCCGGACCGCAUUGUGAUCUCUGGCCAGUCCUGCGGCAGUGCUUCUGUUGAUUACUGGGCCUUCGCCCACGAGACCGAUCCCCUCGUCGCCGGCAUCAUCUCGCACUCCGGCACAGCCCUCAGCUUCCCCACUAAUAACCAGACAACCGCAUCAGAGCACUGGUACACUGUCUCGGAGAAGUUGGGCUGCGGGUCUUCAGGAGAUGUCCUGCCCUGCAUGAGAGAGCAGACUGCCACUGACGUUCUCACCGCUGCUAGUUCCGUGAAGGUUCCUGUCACCAACCCCGCAAGAAAGGCUCCCGCUUUCCAGCCCACUGUCGACGGCAGCACCGUCUUUGAGGACUACACUCUUCUUUCGGAGCAGGGAAGAUUCGCCCGUAUUCCCUACUUGGUCGGACACGGCGCCAAUGAAGCAGGAUUCUACAAGGUUUCCAGCUACGCCCAGGGAUCGAUCUUGACAGACGAGGCAUGGGAUAACUUCAACAUGCAAACCUUCUUCUGCCCAUCCAACCUUGAAGCCGAACACCGAGCUGACCGUGGCACCCCUGUUUGGCGAUUCCAAUACAACGCCGACUGGGAUAACACCCGUCUCUACCCCACUAGUGGAGCCUACCACGGCGUCGAGUUCAACAUGAUCUUCGGAGAAUCUGCCGAGAUCACCGGCAUUCCCGAGUCUGAUGUCCAACUCCAGUUGCAGGCUAAGAUGCGUUCGGCUUGGGCCGCAUUCAUUGCUAAUCCCCAGAGCGGACUGACCACUCUGGGAUGGCCAACCUAUGAUUCCGAGGGCUCGACUCUCGCCGAGAUUGGUCUGAACAAUGUCGCCGGUAUGUCUUACGUUAGCACCAAGGACACUGCCGAGCGCUGUGCCGCUCUGAUGGCUGAAAUUUGA
Messenger RNA from Penicillium paradoxum, 1512 nucleotides. Its product is annotated as CAZyme family CE10. The record is from RefSeq and is a predicted model, not a curated record. Bases 1 to 1512 code for a protein of 503 amino acids. The transcript has 5 exons. Lineage: Eukaryota; Fungi; Ascomycota; Eurotiomycetes; Eurotiales; Aspergillaceae.